AAAUUCAUUUUGUUCAAUUUUUCAUAAGAACUUAUACUCUAAAUCCGAUCAUUUAUUUAGUGGGCCGGAAAACUAAAACCCUAAGCCUAGAAUAUAUAAAUCGACUCCUAUUACACUCUUUCUUUUCAUUUUGUGAAUAGCUCUAGGCCGCCGAACUCUGAAUUUUUACCUGUUGGAAGCAAUUUCUCUAAUCCAAAAGCUUUUCAACAGAUUGAAGGUAUCAGAAAAUGGCGUACGCUAUGAAGCAGACAAAGCCAGGGAUGGAGGAAGCUGUAGAGCAAAUCCAUAAAAUAAGAAUCACUCUUUCCUCGAAGAACGUUAAGAAUCUCGAGAAGGUAUGUGCUGAUCUUGUACGAGGUGCUAAGGACAAGGGUCUCAGGGUUAAGGGACCUGUAAGGAUGCCUACAAAGGUUCUGAGGAUUACAACAAGGAAGGCUCCUUGUGGUGAAGGUACCAACACUUGGGAUAGGUUUGAGUUGCGUGUCCAUAAGAGAGUGAUUGACCUCUUCAGUUCUCCUGAGGUGGUGAAGCAGAUCACCUCAAUCACCAUUGAACCUGGCGUUGAGGUCGAAGUGACCAUUGCAGACUCUUAGGUGUGUUGGAAUGGCUAUUCCUUAGGGCUUAUGUAGGUCUCCUCAUAGUCUAUGUUAUCUUUCUGAGAAUUUUGGAUUUUACAAUUACAAUCACAAUAUUGUUUUGCGGAGAGUUAUAACUUACAAGACUAAAUUUAUCUCUUGUUCUUUAUAAUUUAUUCUUUUUGGUGAAAUUGAUGAUAUUAUUAAUGCAAAAGAGAUUUUGGGUGUAUGUAAUUCUCUCAGCUCUGCAUGUGAAGAGCAGUAAAUAUCCUUUUGAAUGUUA
Amaranthus tricolor (Joseph's coat) is the source of this 858-nucleotide messenger RNA. RefSeq names its product 40S ribosomal protein S20-2-like. The transcript is spliced from 4 exons. Bases 228 to 593 code for a protein of 121 amino acids. Lineage: Eukaryota; Viridiplantae; Streptophyta; Magnoliopsida; Caryophyllales; Amaranthaceae. Gene Ontology annotation, molecular function: structural constituent of ribosome; RNA binding. The record is from RefSeq and is a predicted model, not a curated record. Gene Ontology annotation, biological process: translation. Gene Ontology annotation, cellular component: ribosome; cytosolic small ribosomal subunit.